Messenger RNA from Megalobrama amblycephala (Wuchang bream), 1020 nucleotides. Its product is annotated as SLAM family member 5-like. The coding region runs from base 1 to 1020 and encodes 339 amino acids. The record is from RefSeq and is a predicted model, not a curated record. The transcript is spliced from 6 exons. Lineage: Eukaryota; Metazoa; Chordata; Actinopteri; Cypriniformes; Xenocyprididae.
AUGGCAAAGCGACUGGGUCAGAGUAUUUCUGAAACGUCAAGGCUUGUGUGUUGCUCCUGGUCAGCAGUGGUGAACAUUUACCAACAGUGUCUGAGGAGGGACAAACCACAAACUGGCGACAGGGUGUUGGACACCCAAGGCUUGUCGAUGCACGAGGACAAGAAAGGCUAUCCUAUCUGGUCUGAGCCAACAGAAGCUCCACCUCACAACCUACAGGACUUAAAGGAUCUGCUAAUGUCUAGGUGCCAGAAACCACAGCACACCUUCAGAAGUCCUGUUGAGUUCAUGCCUCGGCAGGGAGAUUCAGUCACUUUAUACACUGAUCUUACUGAAAUAAUGGAUGGUGAUCUGAUUCUGUGGAGGUUUGGAAUGAAAAACACUUUAAUAGCUGAAAUAGAUGUACAGGCCGACACUAUCACUGUAUAUGAUGAUGUUCCUGAUGGGAAAUUCAGAAACAGACUGAAACUGAACAAUCAAACUGGAUCUCUGACCAUCACAAACAUCACAACUGAACACAGUGGAUGUUAUGAACUACAGAUGAUCAGAAAUAUGAGCAAGAGUUUCAAUCUAACUGUCUAUUCUCGUCUGCCUGUUCCUGUCAUCAGCAGUAACUCUUCACAAUGUUCUUCAUCAUCAUCAUCAUCAUCAUCAAAUUGUUCAUUGUUGUGUUCAGCUGUGAAUGUGGGUCAUGUGACUCUCUCCUGGUACAAAGGAAACAGUUUAUUGUCCAGCAUCAGUGUGUCUGAUCUCAGCAUCAGUCUCUCUCUACCUCUGGAGGUGGAAUAUCAGGAUAAAAACACCUACAGCUGUGUGCUGAACAAUCCCAUCAGCAACCAGACUCAACAUCUGGACAUCACUCAUCUCUGUCACACAUGUGCAGUUACAGACUCAGUGUCUCUGAUAGUGCUGAUCUCUGCUGGAUCUCUGUUGAUUGUUGUUGCAGUCGGGAUCUGCUGUAUCUGCAGGAAAUGUAGAAAAACUGCUCAAGUGUUUCUCAACCAGGGGUCCGUGGACCUCUAG